GGCUCCCCCAGACGCCCGUCUCAGCCAGGCCAGCAGCAGCCUCAUUUGCCCCAUGGCCUUCGUGCUCCCUCUACUGACCGCCCUGGUGGUGUUCAGCUAUGGCCCUGGUGGAUCUCUGGGCUGCGACCUGUCUCAGAACCACGUGCGGAUUAGCAGGAAGAACUUCAUGCUUCUGGGCCAGAUGCGGAGAAUCUCCCCUCGCUUCUGUCUGAAGGACAGAAAAGACUUCGGUUUCCCCCAGGACAUGGUGGAUGGCAGCCAGCUCCCGAAGGCCCAGGCCACCUCUGUUCUCCACGAGAUGCUCCAGCAGGUCUUCCGCCUCUUCCACACAGAGCGCUCCCCUGCCGCCUGGGACACCUCCCUCCUGGACAAACUCCGCACUGGACUCCAUCAGCAGCUGGAGGACCUGGACGCCUGCUUGGUGCAGGCGAUGGGAGAUGAAGAAACUGCCCUGGGAGUGACGGGCCCUACACUGGCCGUGAAGAGGUACUUCCAGGGAAUCCACCUCUACCUGAAAGAGAAGAAAUACAGUGACUGUGCCUGGGAAAUUGUCAGAGUGGAAAUCAUGAGAUCCCUGUCUUCAUCAACCAACUUGCAAGAAAGGUUAAGAAUUAUGAAUGGAGACCUGGGAUCACCUUGAAAUGAUUCUCAUUGACUAAGAUGCCACAUCACCCUUGCACAUUCAUCUUUGGUCAUUUCAAAAGACUUAUUUCUGCUUUAGCCACAAAAUUUAUUGCAUUAAUUCAGCCAUUACUUGUCAGUAGUAAUAAGCAAGUAAUAAGCAAGUAUAUAUAAAAGUAUUCAGCUACAGGGUCAUCAGUCCCUAAGUGAUGACUGCCCUGAUGUUAUUUAUUUAUAUAUUGUUUAUUUAUCUAUUCCUUCUUGCAUCUCUCAUAUUUAUAAUAUUUAGAAAUUAUUUAUAAAAUUACAUUUCAUCUGUAAAUUGUAAUAAAAUUUUUAAAACAUGUUUUUCAUUUCAUGUUAUUAAGUUUGCACUUUGUUUUAUUUAUUAAACUCUUAACAAAGAAAAUUUGAGUUUGUUUACUCUAAAUUCAAACACUUAUUUGGUAAAUGAUAUUGAAGAAUGGAUGGUAACAUUUACUCUUCAUUCCAUUCAGAUUAUACAUAUAAAUUGAGUACCUAAAUGACAGAGUGUAAUUGCUAUCAAGAAAUACAAGCGAAUAAAGCACAUGCAGUUUUUACUGUGUUGAAACUCUCAGUCUUACAGGGAAGAGGACAUAAAACAGUAUUAUUGUUCAUUUUAUUUCAAGUAUAUUAAACACUGCAAAGAGAAGUAAAGGAAAAUAAUUUUCUCACACUGGAAGUUUUAGGUAC
Molecule: messenger RNA, 1335 nt
Organism: Aethalodelphis obliquidens (Pacific white-sided dolphin)
Lineage: Eukaryota; Metazoa; Chordata; Mammalia; Artiodactyla; Delphinidae
Product: interferon omega-1-like
Exons: 1
Coding region: 53-640 (195 amino acids)
Biological process (GO): defense response
Cellular component (GO): extracellular region
Molecular function (GO): cytokine receptor binding
Source: RefSeq, a predicted model, not a curated record